Molecule: messenger RNA, 702 nt
Organism: Saprolegnia parasitica CBS 223.65
Lineage: Eukaryota; Oomycota; Saprolegniomycetes; Saprolegniales; Saprolegniaceae
Product: TKL protein kinase
Exons: 4
Coding region: 1-702 (233 amino acids)
Biological process (GO): protein phosphorylation
Molecular function (GO): protein kinase activity; ATP binding
Source: RefSeq, a predicted model, not a curated record
AUGCCCGUCAAUUGCCUCCGGACGGAAAUCCUCGUGCGCAUGAAGCAGCUCUUCCUCAGCAAGACGCCCGACACGACCACGGUGCUUGUGCUUCACGGCAUGGUGCGCCAAGAAAACGACGUCUGCGUCGUCGCGGAACGGACGAGCGGAGUUACGUUGCACGAUUUGCUUCCGAGACGGCCCCUGAACGUCCGCAGCAGCCUCCAGAUUUUGCUCGACGUCGCCGAUGGCAUGCGCUACCUCCAUAGCCGCAACAUCAUCCACCGCAUGCUCACGACCAGCUGCAUUUAUCUCACGAGCGAGGGCAGUGCAAAGGUCGGCACGAAGGAGUACUCGCGUGCGUAUGCCAACGUGAUGACCAACAUCGGGAUUCCGUACCACGCCGCGCCCGAGAUUCUCACCGGCGCCACCAGCUACACGGAAAAGGUCGACGUCUACAGCUUCGCCAUGCUGAUUGUCGAAGUCGUGACCAAGAAAGAGCCGUAUGCCAACGUCGACGCCCCCGAAGCAACGAUCUUGGAGCACGUCGUCCAAAAGCACUACCGCCCCGUCUUUGACCGCACGGCCGAGUGGCCCGCCGACUUGUUCGACCUCAUGGAAGAGUGCUGGAGCGCUGAUCCCGAGAAGCGUCCGACCUUUGACACGAUUGUUGCGCGCCUCAAGAAUCUGGACUUGGUUGAACGGUUGUUGAACGACUAUUAA